GCCGCAGACGGGAAGGACAAGAUGGCGGCGACAACGACGAUGGCGCUGGGCACGGAGUCCAUCAAGAUGGAAAACGGGCAGAGCACGGCAGCCAAGCUGGGGCUGCCCCCUCUCACCCCAGAGCAGCAGGAAGCUCUCCAGAAGGCCAAGAAGUAUGCCAUGGAGCAGAGCAUCAAGAGCGUGCUGGUCAAACAAACCAUCGCCCACCAGCAGCAGCAGCUCACCAACCUGCAGAUGGCAGCAGUGACAAUGGGCUUUGGAGAUCCUCUCUCACCUUUACAAUCGAUGGCGGCUCAGAGGCAGCGGGCACUCGCCAUCAUGUGCCGGGUCUACGUGGGCUCCAUCUACUACGAGCUGGGCGAGGACACGAUCCGCCAGGCGUUCGCCCCCUUCGGGCCCAUCAAGAGCAUCGACAUGUCCUGGGACUCGGUCACCAUGAAGCACAAGGGCUUUGCCUUUGUGGAGUACGAGGUUCCUGAGGCUGCACAGCUGGCCCUGGAGCAGAUGAACUCGGUCAUGCUGGGGGGAAGGAACAUCAAGGUGGGGAGGCCCAGUAACAUCGGGCAGGCCCAGCCCAUCAUUGACCAGCUGGCAGAGGAGGCCCGGGCCUUCAACCGCAUCUACGUGGCCUCGGUGCACCAGGACCUGUCCGACGACGACAUCAAGAGCGUCUUCGAGGCCUUCGGCAAAAUCAAAUCGUGCACCCUGGCCCGGGACCCCACCACGGGCAAGCACAAAGGCUACGGCUUCAUUGAGUACGAGAAGGCGCAGUCGUCGCAGGACGCCGUGUCCUCCAUGAACCUCUUUGACCUGGGGGGGCAGUACCUGCGCGUGGGCAAGGCCGUCACCCCCCCCAUGCCCCUGCUCACCCCCGCCACACCUGGGGGGCUCCCACCUGCGGCUGCCGUGGCUGCGGCUGCUGCCACCGCCAAGAUCACGGCCCAGGAAGCCGUGGCAGGAGCUGCAGUGCUGGGCACGCUGGCCACACCUGGGCUCGUGUCACCUGCCCUGACCCUGGCCCAGCCCCUGGGGGCUCUGCCCCAGGCUGUGAUGGCUGCACAGGCCCCCGGUGUCAUCACAGGUGAGUCCUUCCAGUCACCUGUGUCCCUUCCUGCUGUCACCUGUGUGUGUCCCCUCCUGCUGUCACCUAAACUGCUGCGCAAGCAGGAGGUGAGACAGGUGGGACAGGUGUGACAGUUGUGGGACAGGUGAGGGACAGGUGGGACAGGUGUGGGACAGGUGAGGGACAGGCAGGAGCACAUGAGCAUCUCGGGCAGUAGUGCCCGCCACAUGGUCAUGCAGAAACUGCUGCGCAAGCAGGAGUCCACGGUGAUGGUGCUGCGGAACAUGGUGGACCCCAAGGACAUCGACGAUGACCUGGAGGGGGAGGUGACGGAGGAGUGUGGCAAGUUCGGGGCCGUGAACAGAGUGAUCAUCUACCAGGAGAAGCAGGGCGAGGAGGAGGACGCCGAGAUCAUCGUCAAGAUCUUCGUGGAGUUCUCCAUGGCCUCCGAGACCCACAAAGCCAUCCAGGCGCUCAACGGCCGCUGGUUCGCCGGCAGGAAGGUGGUGGCCGAGGUCUACGACCAGGAGAGGUUCGACAACAGCGACCUGUCGGCCUGAGCUGGGCCCGGGGCUGGGGAGCAGCCCCAAACUGAGCCUAGGGCUGGGCUUGGGAUGGGGAACAACCCCAAAUCUGAGCCUAGGCUGGGGAACAGCCCCAAAUCUGAGCCCAGGGCUGGGCUUGGGAUGGGAACGCUCCAAAUCUGAGCCUGGGGAUGGGCUUCAGAUGGGAACGCUCCAAAUCUGAGCCUGGGGAUGGGCUUCAGAUGGGAACGCUCCAAAUCUGAGCCUAGGCUGGGCCUGGGGAUGGGGAACAACCCAAAACUGAGCCUACGACUGGGAUUGGGGAUGGGAACAGCCCCAAACUGAUCCCAGAGCUUCACCGGGUUUGGCUUCUGGGAAUUGGUCCAAAUCUGGUCCCAGGGCCUGCUUGAGCUCAGAUCUGGGGAAUGGCCCAGCUCUGGUCCCAGUGUUUGACCAAGCUCAGAUCCAGGGAAUAAGCCCAGCUCUGAUCCUGGGCUCAGAUCCAGGGAAUAAGCCCAGCUCUAAUCCCAGGGCUCAGCCAAGCUCCAGUCCAAGGACUCAGCCUAACUCUAUUCCAGGACUUGGCCAAGCUCUGCUCCGGGGCCUGGCCCUGCCCCCUCUGUGCCUGCCAGGAUUUUUGUGUCAAGGACAUUCCAGAACAUUCCAGGGCUGGCCCAGGGCUCUGCUGUCCGGGGAGUUGAGAUAAAAUCACAAAGAAA
Sturnus vulgaris (Common starling) is the source of this 2306-nucleotide messenger RNA. The record is from RefSeq and is a predicted model, not a curated record. Lineage: Eukaryota; Metazoa; Chordata; Aves; Passeriformes; Sturnidae.